Corythoichthys intestinalis (scribbled pipefish) is the source of this 1540-nucleotide messenger RNA. RefSeq lists its product as uncharacterized. Bases 398 to 1540 code for a protein of 380 amino acids. The transcript has 10 exons. The record is from RefSeq and is a predicted model, not a curated record. NCBI's taxonomy places the organism in Eukaryota, Metazoa, Chordata, Actinopteri, Syngnathiformes, Syngnathidae.
GGAAGGGAGCAGAAAUAUGUGAGGCUGUCUGACCUAACAUUUGAAGCCUUUUUAAAAGAAGUGUGCCUGAAAUUUAACAUAGUAGAAGGCAGUCAGCUGAAGGUUUAUGACCUGACAGACACAGAAGUUGACGCAGAGGUUUUUGAAGAACUAGUGAAGGAGUCACCUGGAACCUUGAAAGUAAAACUGAGCAUUGAUGAACAACCUGGUGCCUCUCAGUCAUCAUCAUCCACAGCAUCUGAUGACACUAUUAUUUUGAACUUUACAAUGUGCGACCCUCCUGAAGAAGCAGCCACUUCUGAAGGAAGUCAAGCUAAAAGGCCAUGCCAUAUAAACUAUGAAGCAAGAGCAAUGAUAGAAAAAAAUUCUCACAUCAAAACCUGGCGGUGACCGCAUCAUGCAAGAGUAUGAAAAAAACAAAUCUCUGACAGAUGCAACCAGAAGACUGAUGAUAAACAUACUUACUGCUGAGAUGACAGACGCACAUGGGACAUCUCCCCCUAAAAGUGUAAGAGUAAUGAAUGCGCAAGGGAUAGUUGCCUUAUUUCCAUAUCUGGAAAACCCAUAUUCACAACACGGAUAUGAACAUUACUAUGAUCCAGAGAGUGGUUCAGGAUACCUUGCAUGGCGGUUGAAGACCAUUCAAAGAAAAACUGCAGAAGAAAGAAGUGUGUCAGGCAGCAAAUCUGCUAAAAUUGGUGGGCCAAGCCCUGGUCGAUCUAGACCCUUCACGACUGACACAGUGUUAUCAGAUGAGGAUGUUGAAUCAGCGAUUGCUGUCUUGAGACACUCUGCGGAUGAAAACACUAUCCGUGAGAAAAUGAAAGCUACCUUCAAUUAUCGUCACUCAAUGGUCAGUGAUGAUAGGAAAUCACCAGAUGUCUUCUCAGUUUUUCCACGGUUUCUUGACACACCUGGACUAAUAGAACAAGACUUUCGACUCCUAUUUGGUGAGGCCACUGCCAACAAAUUCUUGGAGAAGUGGGCCACCAAUCUUAAAACCAAAAUUGUAAAGGAAAGCCAUGGACUGGUUCCAAACACAGAGCUCCUGGAGUUAAUGAGCAAUGCUGAGUCAGCUGCUGAAGUCGAGAUUGGGUGGGACAGUGACAUGUCUGCUAUCUUGCUGCUGCUACAUCUUUUACCACCAUCGGCGCAAGGUCGAAAGAGACCUGGAAAAAUGUCAGCAUCUCAAGCUGUUGAUAACCUUAUACGAUUCCUUAAGACUGGGACCAGUGUACAGCAACAUCUAGACAACAUCACCAUAAGCCAUCAGCCCUACCUUCUUGCUCAGGGACCCACAAGAAGCAGGAUUCACACCUUCUUCAUUGUGAUCGACAAGCUUGCACUUCCAUGUAAGGCUACAGAUUCAGUGGGAGCCCUUGAUGAACUCUUUAAGGCUCACUAUGUCUUUGGCACAUCAUACUGUUUUGCCCUGACCAAUUUUUUCACUUUUCUGCAAACAACCGUUUACAACAUUGAUGUUGGAAAAACAAAGGAAACUCCUAGAGUUGCAGAGUUACGAGCAAGAAUACUACAUUAG